Messenger RNA from Linepithema humile (Argentine ant), 351 nucleotides. The record is from RefSeq and is a predicted model, not a curated record. Lineage: Eukaryota; Metazoa; Arthropoda; Insecta; Hymenoptera; Formicidae.
AUGGAUAUGAUGAUGCUGGUGGCGGCGGCGGCUGCGACUGUGGCUGCAACGCUGACAGCAGUGGCCCCGGUGACAACGAUGACGGUGGUGGUCCCGGUGGCAACGAUGACGGCGGUGGCCCCGGUGGCAACGAUGACAGCGGUGGCCCCGGUGACAAACGAUGACGGCGGUGAUCCCGGUGACAACGAUGACGGCGGUGGCCCCGGUGGCAAUGAUGACAGCGGUGGCCCCGGUGACAACGAUGACGGCGGUGGUCCCGGUGGCCCCGGUGGCAACGGUGGCAGUGGCGGUGGCCCCGGCAACGUGUCACAAGAUUCGGUACGACCCAGACUGGCGAAUUAUAUUCUCCUG